AAAGUGCCAUAAAUAAAGAAGGUGAGAGCAUGCAAAUAGAAUGAUUAUGUGGAUUAUUUGAUUAGUAAUUAGAUCUUGUCUAGUUGCUGGUUUUGUUAGGUGAACUAUUUAAAUAUAUUUGAGUUUAUUUUUCUGUGGCCGGGCGUUUUUUGGAAAAAGUCUCUCCAUGAGUUAGGAUAAGAUCUGUCUUUGAGUUAGAGAAGUGCAAAUUCUUCUGCUUUAGGUACUGCUGUCGUCUUCAGUUUCUGUUGGUUCAACACAUUCUCAACGAUAAUCUCCGAAGAUGAUCUUAAACAAUCUGAAGUUAGGUGUUGAAGUUGUGGGUGCACAUAACCUUUUGCCGAAAGAUGGUCAAGGUUCAUCGAGUUCUUUUGUGGAACUUUACUUUGAUGGUCAGAGGUUCCGCACUACCAUCAAGGAAAAAGAUCUGAGUCCUUUGUGGAACGAAACGUUCUACUUCAACAUCUCUGACCCUUCCAACCUCCAUAUGCUCGCUCUUGACGCCUAUGUCUAUAACAAUAUUCGAGUUACUCAGUCCAGGUCCUUUCUUGGAAAAAUUACUAUUAGUGGGACUUCCUUUGUACCUUAUUCGGAUGCUGUUGUCUUGCAUUAUCCUCUUGAGAAGCGCAGUAUCUUCUCACAUGUGAGGGGAGAACUUGGUCUUAAAGUGUAUGUUAUUGAUGAUCCGUCCAUAAAAUCAUCUACCCCUAUUUCCGCAGCCAAUGAUACUCAGCUUCACGGCCAUUCAGCUCAAACUCCAGCUCCCAAAAUUCCUAGAUCUGAAGUGAGACACACCUUCCAUCAUCUUCCCAAUCCAAAUCACCCACAGCAGCAGCAGCAACAGCAACAGCAACAACAAGCUCCCGCUGUUUCCGUGCCUCAUCAAGGAGCAAGAUACAUGAGUGAUGAAAUGAAGGUUCCAGAACCACAGCCUCCACCACAGCUUGUUCGGAUGCAUUCUGCCACAAUGGCGCAACCUGUUGAUUAUGCACUUAAGGAAACAAGCCCAUUCCUUGGAGGGGGUCGAGUUGUGGGUGGUCGUGUUAUUCGUACUGACAGGAUGUCUGGUUGUACUUAUGAUCUCGUUGAGAAGAUGCACUUCCUUUUUGUUAGAGUUGUUAAGGCUCGUGAGCUUCCUGCAAUGGAUAUUACAGGGAGUGUGGAUCCUUAUGUUGAGGUUAGGAUUGGGAAUUACAAAGGAAUUACAAAGCACAUUGAGAAAAAUCAAAAUCCUAUGUGGAAUGUAGUAUUUGCCUUUUCUCGGGAGAGGAUGCAGGCGUCUGUGCUUGAAGUUGUUGUCAAGGACAAGGAUCUUGUCAAAGAUGAUUUUGUAGGCUUGUGUAGAUUUGAUCUCAAUGAAGUCCCGAUGCGUGUGCCACCGGAUAGUCCUCUAGCUCCAGAGUGGUACCGGCUUGCAGAUAAGAAAGGAGAGAAGAUAAAGGGGGAGCUCAUGCUUGCUGUCUGGAUCGGUACUCAAGCAGACGAAGCCUAUCCUGAUGCAUGGCAUUCUGAUGCAGCUCUAUCCGUUGACACAGCUGCAUCCACUCUUAUACGCUCAAAAGUCUAUCAUGCACCCCGGUUAUGGUAUGUCCGUGUUAAUGUUGUUGAGGCACAAGACUUGGUUCCGACGGACAAAACUCGUUUCCCCAACACUUAUGUGAAAGCACAAAUAGGAAACCAAGUUUUGAAAACUAAGCCAGUUCAGGCUCGAACGUUCAAUCCUCUUUGGAAUGAGGAUCUCUUGUUUGUUGCUGCAGAGCCAUUUGAAGACAACCUUGUCCUCACGGUAGAGGAUCAUGUGGCUCCAGGGAAAGACGAGAUCAUUGGGAGGGUCAUCAUCCCUUUAAGCAUGGUAGAGAAGCGUGCUGACGAUAGAAUGAUCCAUUCUCGUUGGUUUAACCUGGAAAAGCCGGUGGCUGUGGAUAUUGAUCAACUUAAGAAGGAGAAAUUCUCGAGCAGACUUCAUCUUCGAGUCUGUCUUGAUGGAGGCUAUCAUGUCCUUGACGAAUCCACUCAUUACAGUAGUGAUCUUCGCCCAACUGCAAAGCAACUGUGGAGGCCACCAAUUGGGGUUCUUGAACUCGGAGUCUUAAAUGCUGUGGGACUUCAUCCUAUGAAAACACGAGACGGAAAGGGGACAUCAGAUACUUAUUGUGUGGCAAAAUAUGGUCAUAAAUGGAUUCGAACUCGAACAAUUGUUGAUAACCUCUGCCCAAAGUACAAUGAGCAGUACACGUGGGAGGUCUUUGAUCCAGCUACAGUUCUCACAGUUGGUGUGUUCGACAGCAGUCAACUCGGAGAAAAAGGUUCAAAUGGUACUAAAGACCUCAAGGUUGGAAAGGUAAGAAUUCGUAUCUCAACACUUGAAACAGGCAGAGUUUACACACAUUCAUAUCCGUUGCUUGUCCUUCAUCCCACUGGUGUUAAGAAGAUGGGAGAGUUGCAUUUGGCUAUACGUUUUACGUGCACAUCAUUCGCUAACAUGCUUUACAAAUACUCGCGUCCUCUUUUGCCAAAAAUGCAUUAUGUAAGGCCUUUCACUGUGAUGCAACUUGACAUGCUCAGACACCAAGCAGUCAACAUAGUGGCAAUGAGGUUGGGACGAGCAGAACCCCCACUGAAGAAGGAGGUGGUGGAGUACAUGUCUGAUGUAGACUCACACCUAUGGAGCAUGAGACGUAGCAAGGCAAAUUUUUUCCGCCUGAUGUCAAUUUUCACGGGAUUAUUUGCAGCAGGGAAAUGGUUCGGAGAUAUCUGCAUGUGGAAAAACCCAAUCACAACAGUCCUCGUGCACGUUCUCUUCCUUAUGCUCGUGUCAUUUCCCGAGCUUAUUUUACCAACUGUUUUCCUUUACAUGUUUCUAAUAGGAGUGUGGAAUUAUCGUUACCGGCCUAGGUACCCUCCUCACAUGAACACAAAGUUAUCACAAGCUGAGUCAGUGCACCCCGACGAGCUUGAUGAAGAGUUUGACACGUUCCCAACUAGUCGUAGCCCUGAAUUGGUGAGAAUGAGGUAUGAUCGUCUAAGGAGUGUGGCUGGACGGAUUCAAACAGUUGUUGGUGAUGUUGCAACACAAGGCGAGCGCCUCCAGUCACUGCUGAGCUGGCGUGAUCCCCGUGCCACAGCCCUGUUUGUCACAUUUUGCCUUGUUGCUGCUCUGGUCAUGUAUGUGACACCAUUUCAGGUAAUUGCUGCCCUGAUAGGCAUUUACAUGAUGAGACAUCCGAGAUUUCGCCAUAGGUUGCCUUCUGUGCCUGUCAAUUUCUUCCGCCGGCUGCCUGCUAGGACAGAUAGUAUGUUGUAGUAAAUUGUUGAGGUCGUAGUGAGGAUUCAUAUCACCGAUCCCAAUUUGUCUGGUCUGUUUUUGUUGAGCUCAGAGCAUUGGAUGGCCUUCUACAUCUAUAUGUGUAAUAAGAUCCAUUCCUACAACCUUUUCCCUUAUUAUGAUUUAUAUUUGUUUUUCUAAGAUUGGGCAUGCAUGAA
Solanum dulcamara is the source of this 3483-nucleotide messenger RNA. Its product is annotated as FT-interacting protein 3. Bases 284 to 3304 code for a protein of 1006 amino acids. The record is from RefSeq and is a predicted model, not a curated record. Lineage: Eukaryota; Viridiplantae; Streptophyta; Magnoliopsida; Solanales; Solanaceae. The transcript has 3 exons.